AUGGAACGUAAACAGGAGGGAAGUCGGGUUCAGUCGGCAUGUCACCAGUGCAUCGAAGGCAAUGCUCCAUGCAACGGCCAAAUACCUUGCCACCGCUGCGGACAUUACUCACUGGAUUGCGUUUACCUCAGUCAAGCUCAGCCACCUUGUCUCGAAUGCAGUCGGACCGCUUCUGAAUGCGAUGGCGAGACGCCUUGCCAACGCUGCAGACAACGAACCGUGCAGUGCGUGUAUUCUACCAGAGUGGACUGGGACCAAAGAGCGAGUGCGUCGGCAGUCGUGGCUAGCCAAUCGGAGGAAGCUUGGCUUGAGCAAAACUCAUUUGGGUCCCGACCAGGGGAAAUAGAGACCAGACCAUCGGCAGUUGCUGUUGGGCUUGGAGAUAGCCAGGCAGCUUUGGGGGAAGGAGAGACAAGACAUGAUACUCGCGAGCCAGACUCGUACUUCAUAAUGGAACAUAACAAGGGCAUAGACGAAGACCAUUUAUCGAAAUUUAAGCCGGACAAGAAGGAGUGGAAGAUGGACAGGAAUGUAUAG
Molecule: messenger RNA, 537 nt
Organism: Letharia columbiana
Lineage: Eukaryota; Fungi; Ascomycota; Lecanoromycetes; Lecanorales; Parmeliaceae
Exons: 1
Coding region: 1-537 (178 amino acids)
Biological process (GO): regulation of DNA-templated transcription
Molecular function (GO): DNA-binding transcription factor activity, RNA polymerase II-specific; zinc ion binding
Source: RefSeq, a predicted model, not a curated record